This is a messenger RNA of Echinops telfairi (small Madagascar hedgehog), 1031 nucleotides long. Its product is annotated as olfactory receptor 10W1. The transcript has a single exon. Gene Ontology annotation, molecular function: olfactory receptor activity; G protein-coupled receptor activity. The coding region runs from base 69 to 1031 and encodes 320 amino acids. Gene Ontology annotation, cellular component: membrane. NCBI's taxonomy places the organism in Eukaryota, Metazoa, Chordata, Mammalia, Afrosoricida, Tenrecidae. Gene Ontology annotation, biological process: G protein-coupled receptor signaling pathway. The record is from RefSeq and is a predicted model, not a curated record.
AUGUAUUGUUGGUCUGAUUCUCCCUUCUGUCUUUGUAACUCUGCACAGAAAAAAAAGCCAUUAGCUCAAUGUCCUGGAAAAACCACUCAGUGUUGAUGGAAUUGGUGUUUUUGGCCUAUCCAUCCUGUCCCGAACUGCGGGUCCUGUCCUUCCUUGGACUCAGCCUGGUUUAUGCUUUGAUCAUCGUUGGGAAUGUCCUCAUUGUGUUGGCCCUCCGGUCAGAUGCUCGCCUACAUACACCCAUGUACUAUUUCCUGGGCAGCCUUUCAGGGGUAGAAAUAUGCUACACGACUGUAGUUGUGCCCCAUAUGUUGUCAAACUCCAUAAAGACACAGAAAACCAUCACCUUCCUGGGCUGUGCCACUCAGAUGGUGUUCUUCGUUGGACUUGGCAGUGCUGAUUGCUUCCUUUUGGCUGCUAUGGCCUAUGACCGGUAUGUUGCCAUUUGCCACCCCUUGCAGUACCCUCUCAUCAUGACGUGGACUCUCUGUGGACGCUUGAUUGUGGCCUCUGUGGUCAUUGGUUUCUUCCUGUCCACUCAGCUGGUGGUCUUCAUCUUCUUCCUGCCGUUCUGCCAGGCUCGAGGUAUCAAGCACUUCUUUUGUGAUGUGCCCCCCGUGAUGCAGCUUGUUUGCACCAACAGCCACUUGCAUGAGCACUCCGUGCUGGUGGCAGCCACCUUAGCUAUUGCUGUGCCUUUCUUCCUCAUUGCUACCUCCUAUGCCUUCAUAGUGUCCGCCGUACUCAAGAUCCACUCAGCAGCUGGCCGCAGCCGAGCCUGCUCCACCUGCUCCUCCCACCUCACUGUGGUCCUGCUGCAGUACGGCUGCUGCGCCUUCAUGUACCUGCGACCCAGCUCCAGCUACUCCCCCAAGAAAGAUCAACUCCUUUCACUGGUCUACACCCUGGGCACCCCACUGCUCAACCCACUCAUCUACACUCUGAGAAACAAUGAGGUUAAAGGAGCCCUUGGGAGAAUUCUCACCAGGCAUUGCCUCUCCAAGAGGGGAAGGGAAAAACCCAUCAAGUAA